Molecule: messenger RNA, 501 nt
Organism: Aspergillus chevalieri
Lineage: Eukaryota; Fungi; Ascomycota; Eurotiomycetes; Eurotiales; Aspergillaceae
Product: putative histone h1.3.
Exons: 3
Coding region: 1-501 (166 amino acids)
Source: RefSeq, a predicted model, not a curated record
AUGUCCGGAAAAGCGAAACAAGAGGCCCUUCUAGGCUUAUCAGCCAGCGAAGCAAAGCUUAUCCUCAUGGCCAGUUACCUCUCCACCGAUCAGAAGGUCGACUACGAAAAACUCGCCCAGUUGGGAGGUUAUAAGACCGCUGCCUCCGCUAGCACCCUCUACCGCAACGCGAAGCGCAAGCUGGCUGAGUAUAUCCCAGCGAAUCUUCAGAACGGCGGUGGUGGCACGACGAACACGAACGCGAAUACUCCCGACGCUACGCCUGCUAAUACGCCCAAGAAGACCCCUACCAAGCGCAAGACUCCCGCCAAGGGUGAUGAGGACGGCAACGGUGCUGUUGAGGAAUCGCCCACCAAGCAAAAGAAACAGAGGACGCCUGCGAAAGAGGCUAAGAUGAAGGAGGCCAAGCAUGAGAGUGAGCCUGGUCCUCCUUCCGCGCGACCUAUGAAGAUGGAAGAUGAGCUGUUUCCGUAUGUCAAGUUGAGGAAUGGCGUAGCUUGA